GCACAUUAGCUAAGCGGUGUGAGUCCGCCCCCUGCUUAAAACUCAAUGGAAAUUUCCACUCUCUCUUCUCAUAGCUAUAUCAGCCCGGCGGAGCACACGGAAUCAUAGAUUACGACUUGAAACACUCCUACAGAAUAACUACUAGUCUACAAGACAAUAUUUUGGACUCUAUUCAUUGAUUUGACUGAAGAACACUUUGGAUCUACAUCACUACAUUUUACACCUCUCUGUGAACUUAUUUCAAAGUCAUCAUGUCUCAGCAGCAGAUCAGCCUUCCAGCCAAGCUCAUUAAUGGAGGUAUUGCUGGCAUUGUUGGGGUUACUUGUGUCUUCCCCAUUGACUUGGCAAAGACCAGGUUGCAGAAUCAGAGACAAGGUCAGCAGGUCUACAAGAACAUGAUGGACUGCCUUAUCAAGACAGUUCGAUCAGAGGGGUACUUUGGCAUGUACAGAGGUGCUGCUGUAAAUUUGACCCUGGUCACCCCUGAGAAGGCGAUCAAGCUGGCUGCUAAUGACUUCUUUAGACAUCACCUCUCCAAGGACGGAAAGGGCCAGACAGUGUUCAAAGAGAUGCUGGCAGGUUGUGGGGCAGGCAUGUGCCAGGUUGUUAUCACCACCCCCAUGGAAAUGCUCAAGAUACAGCUACAGGACGCAGGCAGACUUGCGGCCCAGCAGCAAAAACCCGUCAUGAUGUCUCCCACCAAGCUUGUGGCCACUAACACCAUGCUCAGCCGCUCCUACAACUCUGGAACGGUGGCCUCAGCACCACGAGCUGUGUCUGCCACACAGAUAGCAAAGGACCUCCUCCGUACACAAGGCAUCCAAGGGCUCUACAGAGGGCUGGGGGCGACACUGAUUAGGGAUGUUCCCUUUUCUAUUGUCUACUUCCCGUUGUUUGCCAACCUGAACCGCCUUGGCAAACCCAGUCCUGAGGAGUCGUCACCCUUCUAUUGGGCUUUCCUCUCUGGCUGUGUGGCAGGUUCUACUGCUGCUGUGGCGGUUAACCCCUGUGAUGUGGUGAAGACUAGACUGCAGUCACUGAACAAAGGGUCCAGUGAGGAGGCUUACAAUGGAGUUGUGGAUUGUGUAAGUAAAAUAAUGCAGAAGGAGGGACCCUCUGCCUUCCUGAAAGGUGCUGGCUGUCGAGCUCUGGUCAUUGCUCCUCUGUUCGGCAUUGCACAGGUUAUGUACUUUGCUGGCAUUGGCGAAUACAUCCUGGACAACUCACCUCUAAACCUCCUUUUGGCAUGAGAGCAUAUCACCUUGCUGGCAGGCUAUGCAUAGGACCAUCUGAGCGUAAAUGGUGGAACAACUGGCAGCUACAUACCAUCAGUUUACAGCAAAAGAAAAUCACACGUCUUGUCCGACUAAGUCAUAAAGGCUUAUGAAGACUUUUGUGUGGUCUGACAGCUGUGUUGCACUCAAACACUUUUGUGACUUAUUCAGUAGGUUAUAGCCAAUGUUUGCACUUGAAGCGGUUAGCCUUACUGGGCUGGGGGACUUAGUGUUAUUCUUUCUUUGUCCUUGACAGUCCUCUUCUGUUUCCCUCUGUGAGGGAGGGGUGCUCACUCCAUCAAAGAACCAGACCUAUUUUUAUGUUUUCUUCCAUACUAUCACUUUCCAUAUUGUUUAUGCAUAUGCUAGUUUUAUUUUGAAUUGCUGAAUGCAGCAGCUUUGCAGUACUUUGUAUGUUUUGGCUUUUCCGUUUCUGUCUCAUGUUACAAUUCCUUCCAAGUUAGAACAAAGGUUUAAAAGGGGGGACACAUGGGGCCCAAUAUAACAAUUCAUUGCAAAGGGAUCAUUUCACAUUAUCAGGUUGAAUAACAUUGAAUUCCACUGAUCAUGAACCAUCCUACUGAUAUGGGACCAUAUGGUCUGCCAAACCAUAACCGUGUCCUGUUAUAUAUUUGAUGUUAGUCCUAUAGUUGUUAGUAGUCUGUGAACUGCAGUGUUUGUAUCUUAAUACCUGCAAGAAACUUGAGAUGCAUUCAUGCACACUAUGUAUGUUUGUCCACAUAAUCUCAGUUUAGACAUACAUUACAUAUGCAUACCUGAACCUCAAAAGACUUUAUUUGGUUUAUGCCUUGACAGAGCAGACUGACAUUUCUCUCUGAGUAAACACUCUUAGCCAAAAAAAGCAUUACUGUGACUGAGCGAGAGAAAGAUGACUGUUACCAUAUGUUGUGUUUGUAAAGGCUUUUUGUACAUACUAUUAAAAAUUUGCAAUGUACUCA
Sander lucioperca (pikeperch) is the source of this 2233-nucleotide messenger RNA. It is a transcript of the gene slc25a55a, whose product is annotated as solute carrier family 25 member 55a. The record is from RefSeq and is a predicted model, not a curated record. Lineage: Eukaryota; Metazoa; Chordata; Actinopteri; Perciformes; Percidae. Gene Ontology annotation, biological process: L-glutamate transmembrane transport; aspartate transmembrane transport; malate-aspartate shuttle. Gene Ontology annotation, molecular function: L-aspartate transmembrane transporter activity; L-glutamate transmembrane transporter activity. The transcript is spliced from 10 exons. Bases 252 to 1250 code for a protein of 332 amino acids.